CAAAAAUCCCAACUAUGGACCCUACCUACCUCACCAGCCUCCUUCCACCCCCCUCUCCCAUCCCUUCCCCCACUGAACUCUCCUCAGACACCCACCAAUCCCUCUCACCGCGCUUAAAAUUCCAAAAAUCUAGCCUAGCCCACAACAAGCUCAGCCUUCAUAAGAAAUCUAGCCCAAAAAGGAAUAGUACAAGCUUGGAGAAGAAACAGAGUCUGCUGAAGGUACUUGACGUGAUGAAUAAGCCAAUGGAAAGAGGCACUUUGUAUGAUAUGGAGCUGGGAGAUGUUAUGCUGUAUAAGUAAGAUGCAGCUACAUCCUCUGAGGAGUGAGAUUGAGAAGUUCUUUAAGGCGGAAAGGACUCCUUAUAAGGGGUUUAAAGGAUAUCAGAUGAAGAAACAUUCGAGUAUUAGGAAUUACCUGAGAGAAAAUAAUCAUUGAUUUAUUGAGAGUAAAGAUAUAGCAGAGAAAAUUGAUAGGAUAGUUGUGAAGAAGAAUUUAAGGUCGUCCUUUACUUUUCAUGAGAAUAAACAAGUUAGAAGCUCAAAAACACCGUUAGCGAAAACUAUGGGAAAGAAAAAUUUUCUCUCACAUUUUUCUAAAAAGAUUGUUAACUCAAAUAAGAAACUAAGAUCUCAAAAUUCAUUAAGCAGGAAUACAAGAAGUACAUUUACUCCUGGCCCUACUGGUAUGCGAAAGAGCAUUAGUCAACCAAUAAGCAUAGAAUCUUGCCAAAACCAGAGAAAUUUUCCGAGAAGGAGAUCAAUAGAUGAAAUACAAGAAAAAUACCUUCAAAUAAAACAAAAAGCUAAUGCAAUGAAAGAAUCAAAGCCAAACCAGAUUCAAAGCUAUAUCCAGAAAUAUUCAAUGAUAAACCUUGAAUAUAGAGCAUAUGCUAAAAGAAUAAAUUUCAACAUAGAGUACAAUAAAACUCCAGGGAUUUCUAUAAAUAUGAUCAAAAUGAAAUCUAAAUAAGCUUCAACAAAUGGAAAAGAAAUUAAAAAGAUAUCAGAAAAAGAAAAGAUCCUCAGUUAAGUUACUCAAACCUCAGAUUGAAAAGUUUGCAAUCAAAUUGAAGGAAUCUCAGAAAUUUUUCAAUAGAAUGAGAAGAAAAUUCACUGAAGAUAACGAAAGAGAACUAGCAAAUAAAACAAAUGAAUUUACAAAGUUAGAGUGUAAUCAAACAAAGUCUAGAGUGAAUGACUUAGUACAUUCUACUCUUUAA
This is a messenger RNA of Moneuplotes crassus, 1222 nucleotides long. Lineage: Eukaryota; Ciliophora; Spirotrichea; Euplotida; Euplotidae. The record is from the annotation of a GenBank genome assembly.